AUGCGCGCGCGUCGAGCGCGACGCGAGGACGCCGCCGGGAGCGGACGCGACGGCGACCGCGGCGGACGCGACGACGCGGCGACGGCGGACGCGGCCGCGGCGCGCGAGGACGACGACGACGACGUCGGGCUCUUUCGAGAGUGGCGACGCGCGAUGACGGCGCCGCGGGAGGACCAGGAAGCGUUCGGACGCGCGCGCGCGAUAACGCGCGUUCGCCCCCGUCUCUCUCCGUCCAUCCAUUCAUCCAUCGCGUCCGUCUCUCCUCCCCGCAGGCGAUGGCGCGCGCACCCGACCGCGCGGCGGAUGGAGGACGUCCACGGCGCGUUGGUCCUCAUCUUCAUACUGUUCGCGUUCGUGAUGGACCUCUGGCGGCACCCGUUCACGCGGGUCACGCUCAGGCUCCAGCAGAAUUUCUUGACGUGCUUCGUCGUCAACGUCGUCGCGCUGUCGCUUCCGCUGCUUCGCGCGCGCGCCGGCAUCGCGCCCGCGACCCGACCGGCGCUCGUGCGCGCCACGUACGUCGUCUUCGCGUGCACGAUGACGGGGUUGAUCGCGCACGUGGGGACCACGAUCACGCGGCCGGUGCCGAUAAAGUACCGAUACUGCUUCAACGCGUACGUCGCGCUGUUCACGCAGCUCGCGUGGGACACGCCGCGGUUGCCUCGGAACGCGAGCGCGUCCAUGAGCAUGCCUCGGAUCGUGGCGACGAUUCCGACGUUCAUGGCGCGAGUGGGGAUAUACAUUCGGUGGAACGGGCGCGGGCCGUAUCGAUGUAAUCUGUUGGGCGUGUGCUCGGGAACGCCGGGGCCGAACCAUCUCGGGUUUCCGACGACGUGGCUCGGGUGUCUCUCGGACGUCUCCGUGACCGCGUUCGUGAUGACGCUGGCGGAGGCGAAGCUCGCGCUGUCGUGGCGGCUUUGGCGGAGGCAGGUGCGGAGGCAGGAGGACGCGGCGUCGGCGUCGGCGUCGGAAUGUCAUCGGGGGGGAGGGGGCGGCGCGAGGGGCGCCAACUGAGGGGUGCCAACUGAUGGGUGCCAACUGAGGGCGACGAGUUGAGCGGCGGUCGCGCGAGUCGAGUCGUAGGUCGGUCGUCUUACUUGUAUUAGUCAUCUUAUACGGUAGUUC
Micromonas pusilla CCMP1545 is the source of this 1125-nucleotide messenger RNA. RefSeq lists its product as uncharacterized. The transcript has 5 exons. Bases 1 to 1014 code for a protein of 337 amino acids. NCBI's taxonomy places the organism in Eukaryota, Viridiplantae, Chlorophyta, Mamiellophyceae, Mamiellales, Mamiellaceae. The record is from RefSeq and is a predicted model, not a curated record.